Lodderomyces elongisporus is the source of this 1506-nucleotide messenger RNA. It is a transcript of the gene RCC1, whose product is annotated as Ran guanyl-nucleotide exchange factor. The record is from RefSeq and is a predicted model, not a curated record. Gene Ontology annotation, molecular function: guanyl-nucleotide exchange factor activity. Bases 1 to 1506 code for a protein of 501 amino acids. Lineage: Eukaryota; Fungi; Ascomycota; Pichiomycetes; Serinales; Debaryomycetaceae. The transcript has a single exon. Gene Ontology annotation, cellular component: cytoplasm.
AUGGUUGCACUUCAGAGAAAGAGAAAGACCGAGGAAGGAAGCCCAAAGAAGGACCACAAGAAGUCCAAGAGCUCCUUGGUUACGUCAUCAUUCAUUCUUCACUCAUACUCGAAACUACCAGAUAUCAAUGAUUCUCCAAAACCAAAGUCCGUGGGGUUAGAUAUAUUUGUAUGGGGGUCUGGAUCCAUGUGUGAGUUGGGAUUGGGUCCAUCCGCCAGCACGAAAGAAGUGAAAAGACCUCGAUUGAAUCCCUAUUUGACUAAAGAGAAACUUGGUGGCACCCAGAUCGUGGACUUUGCUGUGGGCGGUAUGCAUACUUUGGCAUUAGACGGCAAGAACCGUAUUUGGUCGUGGGGUACGAACGAUAGUGCCGUGUUGGGCCGUGACACUUCAAACGCAAAAGAAGUGCUCAAAGAUAUGGAUGCAGCAGGGAGUGAUGGCGAUGACGAUGAUGAAGAUGGGGAUCUAAAUGAAGCAGAAUCAACUCCGGGUUUGGUGGAAAACUUUCCCAAGGAGGGAGAAAAGAUUGUUCAGUUGGCAGCAACAGACAACUUGAGCGCAGCCCUUUUGUCUAAUGGUGAUGUAUAUGCAUGGGGCUGUUUCCGGUGUAAUGAGGGUCUCCUAGGCUUUUUGAGGGACGAGAUAAAGAUACAAAAAACACCACUCAAAAUCAAAGAACUCAAGAAUGUAGUGCAAUUGGCUGCUGGAAAGGACCACUUGCUUGCCUUGGAUUCGAAGGGGAUAGUGUUUGCUUGGGGUAACGGGCAACAGUUUCAAUUAGGGAGAAGAGUUUUGGAAAGGCACCGUUUUAGAAGCUUGGAGCCACAGCAGUUUGGUCUUUAUAACAUCAAGUAUAUUGCCAGCGGUGAUUUCCAUUGUUUUGCCAUUGACCACAGUGACAAUGUUUACUCGUGGGGUUUGAACCAAUUUGGGCAAUGUGCGCUUACUGGCCAGAAUGGGGAGUUGGAAGACGGAUCUAUCUUGACCAAGCCCACACUAAUUCCAGAAUUAUCCGGUCUCGGAAUCAAACAGAUUGCUGCUGGCGAGCAUCAUACUUUGGCUUUAACCGAAACGGGAGAGGUACUUGCUUGGGGUAGAUAUGAUAUGAAAGAAAUUGGCAUACCAGAAAGUUUACUUCCCGAAUCGUCGUUCAAAGAUGCGCAUGGAAAAGUGAGGUCUGUGCCUAGACCUACAAAGUUAAAAUUUGGAGCUAAGAAGAGUCCAAAGAUUAAAACUAUUGGAGUUGGCUCUCAUCAUUCAUUUGCUGUUACUGAGGAUGGUUUUGUUUACGCGUGGGGUUUUUCGGAAACGUAUGCACCCGGUUUAGGUAAUUUGGAUGAAGAUGUAGAGCGUCCAACCAGAAUCGUUAAUACUGCUACAAAGUACGAAGAUAUCACGAUGAUCGGUGCAGGUGGUCAAUUUUCCGUUAGUGGUGGUAUCAAGAUUGACGAUGAGGAUAAGGCAGAGGACAGACUAGAGAAAUAUGAAGAAUUGGACGAAGAAUAG